GUCAAUACGCGUAUGUAACUUGACAGUUUGCUCGUUGUAAGAGAUUCUGCAAUCACGAAGUAUAAAUUUUGCGAAAAAUGAAAUGAAGUAUCUUCGUGAAUGAAGUGCGCGCGCACCUGUUCGCGAUUUCCAGAAGCCACUCUUUAUACACGUUACUGUAUCAGAGUUUGAUGGUGUCGCAAUUCUGACACCGGCAAAUAUACAUAACAUUCUAUACUUAGAACUGAAUUGGCUGCUCUCGAAAUCGCCAGUCUCCAUUCUAGACCUGUCAGUUCAAUUUUUUACUUUUUUAACAAAAUGUUUGCUGUCAAACGGGCAAUCCUAGCAUGCUCAGGGCGAGCUCCUUCAACUACUCUCAUCCGAUUGAAGCAUAAAUUACCAGAAUUGCCUUAUGAUCACAGGGCGUUAGAACCCAUUAUCUGUGCUGAGAUUAUGGAAUUGCACCAUACUAAACAUCAUGCUACAUAUGUCAAUAAUCUAAAUGUCGCAGAGGAAAAAUUACAUGAAGCAGUUGCUAAAGGAGAUGUAAAUGCUCAAAUCGCUUUACAGCCAGCUAUUAAAUUUAAUGGAGGAGGUCAUUUAAAUCACUCUAUAUUUUGGCAAAAUCUGUCUCCAAAUGGUGGAAAACCAGACGCUAGUCUCUUGCAACAGAUUGAAAAAGAUUUUUCCAGUAUGGAUGAAAUGAAAAAAAGAUUAUCUGAAGCCACAAUUGCUGUUCAAGGUUCAGGUUGGGGUUGGUUAGGGUAUAAUCCCAAAGAUAAGAGACUCCAAAUUGCUACUUGUGCAAACCAAGAUCCAUUGCAAGCGACAACAGGACUGAUUCCUUUGUUUGGCAUUGAUGUGUGGGAACAUGCUUACUAUUUGCAAUAUAAAAAUGUUCGCCCUGACUACGUUAAAGCAAUUUUUGAUAUUGCAAAUUGGAAUGAUAUCAAUUGUCGUUUUAAGAAUGCUUGUGGUUGUUAAAUUGUAGUCUUUAAGUAAAGCAUUUAAUACAGAGCUGGAAAAAGACAUUUAUAGGAAUAGUAGUAGGUCAAAAAAUUUCUCACAAGAAUAAAAAUAUUGUUAAUAUUUAAAAUUAUUCCAAUUAUUGUUUUUCUAAACUUUCAGUAGAGAUGUUCUGUGAUUAUUUGUUUGAUAUUUUUAGUACAUAAACCAACAGAAUUUUUAAUAAAAACCUUCUGUGUUACAAAGUGAA
Trichogramma pretiosum is the source of this 1195-nucleotide messenger RNA. RefSeq names its product superoxide dismutase [Mn], mitochondrial (gene Sod2). The transcript is spliced from 3 exons. Gene Ontology annotation, cellular component: mitochondrion. Gene Ontology annotation, biological process: superoxide metabolic process. Gene Ontology annotation, molecular function: superoxide dismutase activity; metal ion binding. Lineage: Eukaryota; Metazoa; Arthropoda; Insecta; Hymenoptera; Trichogrammatidae. Bases 298 to 963 code for a protein of 221 amino acids. The record is from RefSeq and is a predicted model, not a curated record.